AUGGCGGGGAAGCCUGUGCUUCACUACUUCAGUGGACGAGGCAGAAUGCAGAGUAUCAGAAUGGAGAGGCUCUUGCCUGCAGCCGGAGUAGAGUUUGAAGAGAAGUUUAGAGAAUCUCCAGAGGACGUGGAAAAGUUAAAAAAUGAUGGAUGGAGUUUGAUGUUCCAGCAGGUGCCCAUGGUGGAGAUGGAUGGGAUGAAGCUGGUGCAGACCACAGCCAUCCUCAGCUACAUUGCCACCAAAUAUGAUCUCUACGGAAAAGACAUGAAGGAGCGAGCCCUGAUUGAUAUGUACGCAGAAGGUUUGGUAGAUUUGCUUGAAAUGAUCUGGAGCCCACUCCUAUGUCCUCAGGAAAAAGACGCCAAGAUUGCCUUGCUCAAAGACAGAACAGUGAAUCGCUACUUGCCUGUCUUUGAAAAUGUGUUGAAGAGCCAUGGGCAAGACUACCUUGUUGGCAACAGAUUGAGCAAGGCUGACAUUCACCUGUUGGAAGUUCUCCUCUACAUUGAAGAGCUUGACGCCAGCCUUCUGGCCACCUUCCCUCUGCUGCAGGCCCUGAGGACCAGGAUCAGUAACCUCAUGAAUGUGAAGAAGUUCCUGCAGCCUGGCAGCCUGAGGAAGCCUUGUGUUACUGCAAAGGAAGUAGAAGAAGAAAGGAAGAUUUUCAAGUUUUAA
Messenger RNA from Castor canadensis (American beaver), 675 nucleotides. The record is from RefSeq and is a predicted model, not a curated record. NCBI's taxonomy places the organism in Eukaryota, Metazoa, Chordata, Mammalia, Rodentia, Castoridae.